AUGGAUUACACAGCGGAGAAGAAGGAAUCAGAAAACAACAACGCCAACAACCCGGAAAACGCUCAUCAAACGUUAGAUUCUUCUGCUCAAUUGGCGUCGGCACUUGAUUCCAACAGCAAAGAAACUGAAGAACGACAAACUCGUGAACUCAAAGCUGGUCUUCACCCUCUGAAGCACAAAUUUGUCUUUUGGUACACUCGGCGAACACCUGGAGUUCGAAAUCAAUCAUCAUAUGAGGACAACAUAAAGAAAAUUGUUGAAUUUAGUACGGUUGAAGGAUUUUGGGUCUGUUAUUGCCAUCUUGCUCGUCCUGCUUCUUUGCCUAGUCCAACAGAUCUGCACCUUUUCAAGGAAGGAAUCCGUCCUUUAUGGGAGGACUCUGCAAACUGCAAUGGUGGUAAAUGGAUUAUACGAUUCAAAAAGGUUGUCUCAGGUCGUUUUUGGGAGGACCUGGUUCUUGCCUUAGUGGGUGACCAAUUGGAUUAUGGGGAUAACAUAUGUGGUGCGGUACUAAGCAUUCGUUUCAAUGAGGAUAUAUUGAGUGUCUGGAACCGCAAUGCUUCAGACCAUCAGGCUGUAAUGGCCCUGAGAGAUUCAAUCAAACGUCACUUGAAGCUUCCUCACAACUAUGUUAUGGAGUACAAACCCCAUGACGCGUCUCUGCGAGACAAUUCAUCCUACAGGAACACUUGGUUGAGAGGCUAG
Molecule: messenger RNA, 705 nt
Organism: Sphenostylis stenocarpa
Lineage: Eukaryota; Viridiplantae; Streptophyta; Magnoliopsida; Fabales; Fabaceae
Source: the annotation of a GenBank genome assembly